AUGUCUAUUCCAGUCAUUCUUGCUGCAUGUCCCAAUCUUUAUCAUCUUCAAGUUCAUGUUUCAUAUAACGGCAAUGAUCUUGUCACUUCAUCUUCACCAUUAAAUCAUCGACUUCGACGACUAACUCUUUGGAGUGAUUAUACCGAACUAGCUUUUAAUCAUAUUGACAAUCUUCUUACCUAUACACCUAACAUUGAAUAUUUGUAUUUACAAACGAUAUAUCCUAAGUCGUUUAUCGAUUUAGCUCAUGGUUUGAUCAAUCGACUGCAUUAUUUAUCACAAUUCGUUUGUUAUAUCAAAGAAAUGUUGACUAGAGAUGAUAGAAUUCAUAAUUUAAGUAUUUUACAUCAAAUUCAUCGGUGCUUUAAUCGAAUUCGAUCUAUAGGAGAAAAUGAUGAAUUUCGAAUUUUAGCUACUAAAUAG
Rotaria sp. Silwood2 is the source of this 423-nucleotide messenger RNA. The record is from the annotation of a GenBank genome assembly. Lineage: Eukaryota; Metazoa; Rotifera; Eurotatoria; Philodinida; Philodinidae.